Molecule: messenger RNA, 3153 nt
Organism: Camellia sinensis
Lineage: Eukaryota; Viridiplantae; Streptophyta; Magnoliopsida; Ericales; Theaceae
Source: RefSeq, a predicted model, not a curated record
AUGGUGGUUCAUGGUGGUGGUGUUGCUGGUAGUGGGGUUCCUACCUAUGAUAAUGAUGAGUUUGCUUCUCCUGUUAAACCCAUUACUAAGUUGACAGUCUCACAGAGUCAAGCUCAUGUCCGGGGGGGUGUGUUGGGAGUUGGGGUGUAUGGAGUGUCUGAUAUAGGUGAUAAUUCCCUUGCUGAGGAGGCGGAGUUUGAUGCAGUCCCUACUGAUCCACCUGAGAUGCUAGAGAUGUGUCCGCGAUUUUCAGACCCUUUCAACCGGUUGUCCUCAUUGGCUAGUGAGAAUUGUUGUCAAUGGGCUGGUGUUAUCUGCGACAACUUAACUGGCCACGUCCAUGAGAUCCAUCUUCGUAAUCCUUACAAUGAAAAUUCCAUUUACAAGUUAGGAGGUAAAUUAAAUCCUUCUAUGCUCAAUUUGAAGCACCUUCAUUACCUAUCUCAGGCCAGAUUCAGCAGAACCAUUCCCCAUCAACUAGGAAAUUUGACCAUGCUGCAUUAUCUUGGUCUCGGAGGUAUUUUUAACUAUGGUGAACAACUACAUGCUAAUGAUUUGCAAUGGCUUUCAGGCCUUCUUUCAUUACAACACCUUGAAAUGCGUCACGUUAAUCUUAGCAAUGCACUCGAUUGGCUACAGGUGACAACCAUGCUUCAUUCUUUGGUAGAAUUACACUUGGCUAGUUGUGAACUUAAAUAUAUUUCUCCUUCAACUCAUAUUAACUUUCCAUCACUUGACCUUUCUGGAAACAUUUUUGUGUCUUCUAUGCCCAAGUGGAUUUUUAGCAUGACUCGAUUAGUUUUCCUAGAUAUCAGUCAUUGUAACUUUUAUGGUCCAAUUCCUAGUGGUCUUCAAAACAUGACUUCUCUUAGAGUGUUUGAUGCAUCUUGUAAUAAUUUAAAUUCCUCAAUGCCCAAGGAGUUAUUUAACCUGAAUGGCCUCAUUUCCUUACGCUUAGGCUACAUUUUUUUUCAAGGACCAAUUCCAAUUGGUCAUUUGAACAUGACUAGCCUUAGAGAUCUUUAUUUGCGAAGGAAUGGUUUCGAAUCUAACAUUCCAAAUGGGUUGUAUAGCUUUAGUCAUCUUCAGUCCCUUGAUCUUGAGGAGAAUCUCUUGCAAGGAGUAAUCUCAAGUGCCAUAGGAAACCUAACUUCCCUCGUUAGUUUGGAUUUUUCAUCCAAUCAACUUGAGGGGAGAAUUCCAACAUCAAUGGGACAGCUUUGCAAGUUGAAGGGAAUUAAUUUAUCAUUCAACAAAUUUGACGGAGAGGUGGGUGAAGUUUUUAGAAGUUUCUCUAGAUGUAAAUCAGAUGGUUUGGAGAUGGUGCACUUUGAGAAUAAUUAUCUUUUUGGUCAAUUCCCAGAUGAACUUGGCCAAUUAAAAAAUCUAGCCGACCUUUCUCUUUCAAGUAACUCCAUUUCUGGUCCCAUUCCGAUAUCAAUUGGAAGAUUAUCAUCCUUGACAACAUUAGACAUUUCCUACAAUCAAUUGAAUGGAACUCUUCCAGAAAAUCUUGGGCAACUUGUGAAGUUAGACAUGUUGAUAAUAUCUCAUAAUUUCUUGAUGGGUAUUGUCUCUGACCUUCACUUUGCCAAUCUCACAAGAUUAAAUAUGCUAUAUGGAGAUGGAAAUCAUCUAACAUUAAAAUCCCAGGGAAUGUUACAAGAAUUGGAGCUAGCCAACACAGGAAUUUCAAAUUCCAUUCCAACUUGUUCCAACUCCUUCAAAGGUUUAUUACCACUCAUCUCCUCCAAUGCGAUUCAUCUAGAUCUUUCAAAUAAUUCUUUCUCAGGAUCUAUUUAUCAUGCCUUAUGUGGUAGAGUGGAGAAUUCAAACACAUUGAGCGAUCUUAAUCUUGGUAGCAAUAAUUUGUCAAGAAGAAUUCCUGAUUGCUGGAAGCAUUGGCAACCUCUGAAAAUCGUAAAAUUAGAAAACAACAAUUUAAUUGGCACUAUUCCACACUCGAUUGGACAUUUAGCUUCCCUCAAAUCAUUGCACUUGCGACAUAACAAACUCUCCAGAGAACUACCACAAUCUUUACAACAUUGUACAAACUUGGGGCUCAUUGAUCUUGAUGGAAAUGAAUUUACUGGAAGCAUACCAACUUGGAUGGGGGAUUCAUUUUUGCAAUUGAUGGUUCUUAACCUUCGUUCCAAUAAGUUUGAAGGUGGCAUUCCAUAUGAACUAUGUCCUCUAAGUUCUCUUCAAAUUUUGGACCUCGCAGAUAAUAAUCUCUCAAGAUCGAUGCCAAAAUGUUUCUACAAUUUUAGAGCCAUGGCAGAAAAACAUAAUUCAAGCAGCCCUAUUUCCUAUGAUGCAAUCAGUCCCGCAUUUUUGGUGACCAAAGGCACAGAGCUUGAAUAUACAAAAACUCUUAAAUUGGUUACAAGCAUGGAUCUUUCAGAAAAUAAUUUAUUCGGAGAGAUCCCCAAAGGACUUACAAGACUAGUGGGGCUACGAUCAUUGAAUUUUUCCAGAAAUCGCUUUACGGGAAGGAUCCCAGAGAAUAUGGGUGAUAUGGAAGAACUUGAAUCUCUAGAUUUCUCUUUAAACCAACUUUCUGGUGAAAUUCCUUUGUGCAUGUCGAGUUUGACAUUCUUGAGUCACUUGAACUUGUCUUAUAACAAUUUGAUAGGACGAAUUCCUUUAAGUACUCAACUUCAAUGCUUCGAGAAUGCUAGCUUUGUUGGCAACAAACUUUGUGGACCUCCACUUGCAAACUACGACACAAACAAGGCAAUACCUAAAGUUGCAAAUGGAGGCAAUGAACAGGGGGGAGGGAUUUCCAGGAGAGUGGUAGUUAAAAAAUGCUCUAAGAGAUUAAAUGCUCUUGGUGGUGGUGGUGGUGGUGGUGGUGGUGGAAAUUUAGUGAUGAUGCUUUCAUGUGCUCUUAGUAUUUGUAAAAUAGUGUUGGUGGAGAAGCAAUAUAACUGGAUUAUGGGACAGUUGAAAUCCUUGCAGCUUGUUGCAAGCCUAACAGCAGAACGAGAUGGUGAAAUUCGGAAGGCUGCUUUAAAUACUCUAGCUACAGGUUAUAAGAUCUUUGGUGAGUUCUGCUCUUAUCAAGCUGUAGACUUUAUUUGCUAUUUGGUUUCUUGGAAUACACAAGGGCUUGAAGUUUUGUCAGGCCCGAGACAUGGACAAAAAGAAUGA